AUGGGCAGUUUACGACAAAAGCUGCGAAAUGUAUUUUCCUGGCAGCACGACGAUUAUACGUUCGAAUCUAUUGACGAGGUCGUGCAGGCAGCAAAUCCGCCACAAAACCCUUCAGAUGUAGCGAACGAAAACAAAAGUGGCAAGUUUCUUAAAGGAUCCUCUUCGAAGAUGGCGGCUGUCCCGUUGAAGGGUGUUGGAAAUCGAACGGCAAAAAUCAAUAAGAAGCGAUUGAACCACGUAAAUAUUGCCAGAAAUUCUUCGAUAACCUCAGCACAGUUGAAUGCUGCUGUCCCUCUGGUGAACAUAAGGCGAGCCCCGUCCGAUAGAUCGGUGCUAUCGGAAUUCGAUAGGCAGAUAGUGUCGGCAUCGAGCCAAAGACCGGUUAACCGGCCGAUAACGGUUGCUGUUCCAGGUACGUCCUCCAUUUCAGGGCGCUCCGAGGUUUCGAAAGUAUCCAGCCGUGGCAGCACGUCGGCUCCUUCAACGAUUACGAGUCCUUCCGAGCCAGGUUUAGUUGUGGUACGUAGGGCACCACCAGCUCCCGGAGCCAACAGUGGCGAAAACGCUAAAAUACUAACGCGACCGACAAGGAGCCAACCAAAUCGCUCCUCCGCCGUUCCGGAUCGUGCAUUUAUCAAGAGAAAACCACUUCUGAGUGGAUUCGGAAGGCAGAGAGGCCAAGGUCCGUCGGGGACGAAACAUCAGUCAUCGUCUUCGUCAUCGUCGACGGCGGCAUCCCCCGGAUCCGGUGCCCUCGCUAGGGAUGCUGGGACAGGUGGCAUCACUAGCAUCGGUGGUGCCGCGGCUGGUGGUGGUUUGUCGGCCAACGGUGGCGGUGCCCUGCUGAAGAGUGCCGCAUCCGUCUCAAGCUUAGAGUAUUCGAUCGGUGCGAAGCCCGCGCAAUCAACCCGUGGUGGCGGUGGCCUGCUGGGACCGCAGCAACGUUUCAACGGAUCCCGGGAGAAGCUGGACCACUCGCACCAUCAUCACCAUCACCAUCAUCAUCACCAGCAGCAGCAGCAGUACCCGCACCAUCCGCAACACACCCGGACGGCCUCGGCGUCGCAGAUGGCACAAAUGGCACAGCAUCAUCACCCGAGCGGCACCGCCUCGACGAACCAUCUGAACAAAUUCCCUUCCGGAGGCGACGGAGGAUUGGUGGUACAGGAGCGUGCCGUCGAUGCCGGAAGCGGAGGAAUGAGUGCGAGCAUGGAGCAGUUAACCGCGAUCAGUUUCGCGGGGCCAGAGCAACUGGCGGCGGCGGUAGCAGUAUCACCCGGCAAAAGUAGUAGACGCGUAGCCGAACUGCAGUCGCAUCUGGAGAAGCUUCAAACAGAAAACCGUCACCUGGAGGAGAAGGUACACGAGAUGACCAACUGCCAGGAGGAGUUGUUGCUGUUGCGUGACGAAAUUGUUAAACUAAAGGCAUCGCACGAGCAAAGUAACAGCGAGCUGCACCGUUUGCUAAACGAGAACGAAUCGCUCCGGGAUCGGUUGAAAACCGUCGUCCAGUCGCCGCUGUCCGACUCGGAAAAGCAGCAGCUCAUACGCAACACGCAGCGGUUGCACAGCUCGGCACCGGCCUCAAUCGCCCUGCCCAAUAAUAUGGACGCGGAUGGAACACCGUGCGUUACGCCCGAUUGGGACAAGCAAUCGUCGAGCAGCGAAAUUGCCGUGGCUUGUUUGCAGGAUAAAAUCAUUCAGAUGGAAGAAACCCAUUACUCUACGAAUGAGGAAUUGCAAGCCACGCUUCAGGAGUUGGCCGACCUCCAAUCGCAGAUAAUGGAACUGCAAACCGAUAACGAGCGGCUGGUGGAAGAAAAGGAUGUCAUUUUCCAAUCGCUGUGUCGCCAGACGGAAAAACUGGAAGACUCCCGCACGCAGAUCGGUACAUUGCAGAAACUGCUGCUCCGUGAGCCGAGCCCCCAGGACGCUACACCCACGGACCGGGAGCAGAAGCUGGUCGAUCUGCUAAAGAGUGCCCAAGACGAGCGGGAAGGGCUGAUGUUGAAACAGGAGGAGCUCAACGGUGAGCUGCACGAGCUGAAGGGAAUUCUUGACGAACGCACGGCCGAAGUUUCGCGUGCCCGGGCGCGCGUUAGUCUGCUCGAGUCGUCGCUGGAUGCCGCCAACGCAGAGAAGAAGGACGUGAACGGCCAGCUCAUGGAGUCGAAGGAGGAUGCUUCGGUGAAGUUGAUUGAGAUAAGUCGAUUGACGACGCUGCUGGAGAAUGCACGGGCAAAGAUUGAUGAGCUCGAGCAGGACCGUGCCAUGGGCGAUAAAACGGAUCUUGAGGAGCUGCUCGAUGCCGCGAGGAAAGAAAAAGAUCAGCUCGAGACACAGGUUGCGUCGCUGCAGGAGCAGGUUUCGAUCAGUCAGUGCGAAGUGCAGAAGCUGAAGGAUCAGCUGGCGCGCCUCAACGAGGAGUGCAAGGUCGUGCGAAAUAACGCCAAAUGUCUUAUCUCGGACUUGGAGUACAAGAAUGAAACCGUGAUCCAGGAGAAGCAAAAGAUAGCAACCGAUUUUCAGCAGCUGCAGGAAUCGGUUAACGAGUUGCAGAUUCAAAACAAAUGCCUCCUGGAGGAUAAAUGCCAACUUGAAACGCUGUUUUCCGAAACGCAGAAGCAUCUCGGUGAAACCGAGCGUAAACUGAUGGAAAAGACUGAGGAACUAAACCAAGAAUCUAGGCUUAGGAAGCAGGAAGCGGACGAGUGGGAGCACUUCCAGUCCGAUCUCCUGAUGACGGUACGAGUGGCGAACGACUUUAAGACUGAAGCACAAAACGCACGCGAAAAGCUAGCCUUAGACAACAAGGCACUGCGGGAGAAGGUGCGCGUGCUCGAGCAGCAGAUCGAACAACUCAACAAACAGUCCCUUAAAGGUAUGGGAAACGCAGAUGAUGUACAGUUGAGCUACGAACGUUUGAACGUACUCAAACAGGAUCUUUAUGCUUCGACCGAAAACCUUAACAUGUUCGACCGGAAUGUGGAUGAAUUUUCACAACGUGUUCAAUUGCUUCGUAAGCAAAUGUCCAGUUUUUCAUUCGAUCGUAAACUAACACAAACGAGCGAUGCUACUGUCGCACCUGCCGCAGACAACUGGCAGCUUAAAGUAAAGUCUACCGUUCCUCCUCCGGCACUACAAGAUUCUGAUUCGGAUGUACCACCGCCACUACCAAAAUCGAAACCACCCAAAAUGGUUGUACGCUUUGCCGAUGCUGCAUCGAGUGUUGAGUCCUCCGAGAGCCACGACUUCAGCGAAUCCGACCUGGAUGAAUCGGAACUGAUGCCCACGCCACGAAAAGCAACUCCGUUCGGCGAUGAACAGCAAGGUUACACGCCGACGUCCGAGACCGGAAGUGGCAGUGCGAAUGAUGACGAUUUGUCCGACGAAGCUGGUGAAUAUCGUGUCAAUCCACCCGCAUUCCGGCCAAUCGCGGCAUCAUUAAGCACGGAAAGCUUAACAACAAACAGCUCCUUUGCGCUGUUUAAACCGAUUCCACGGUUUGCUUCAAAGAGCACACAAGAUUUACGUUCCACGGCUCGUGGCGAAGAUUUCGAAGCGAGUUCACAGCGCUAUCACGGACAGCGUGGACUCGCAUCAGCAAACUUCGGAUCCGGAUUGUUUUACUCGAAAAGCACCGACGAUCUUAUUCUUCCGGACAUUGAUCGAAUGUCGCAGAAGCCUUGCUCGAAUUUGAGUAAAUUUCGUAAAUUUCGCUACGAUCGAUCGAUCAGUGGCUCGAGUCUUAAUAAUCUAGCCAAAAUGGAACGUCUCGAGUUGGCUCCGAGACACGGUGAGGAAACCACGGCCAAUAUGCAGAGGCAGCUUGACACGAACGCAUUGCGCGCGUAUCGAACGGAGGGCUUCGAGUCGCGUAAGAAAGCAACAGAGAGCGUCCGAAAAGGUAGCAAUCAGCUGCAAUUGACUACGAAUUUUCUUAACGCUCAGAACGAACCGAAAGCAGAGAUACGUAAACCUCAGCCGUUACCCCGAACGGACAGUGAGCAAAGCCUUGCCAUGGGGCAAAAGACAACGAUCGUUUACGUCAUCGAUGAAGAAACGAAUCAGUUUGUGCUGGAGGAAGAGCUGCGAAGGCGCAAGCAUGGACAAAUGGCCAGAGAUUUAAAACCUGCAGCUACCAUUGCACCGCAACUGCCGUUGAAAACGAACACAAAGUUUAUGCUGAACCGUACUAAGGUUGCAGCUGCUCCGCAAACUUCCGAGUCGUUGUACGAAAAUAUCCCACAUCGUAAAAGUAUUCAAGAGAAGGGUAGUUCAUUUGUGCAUGAUAAGUCUAUGCUGACUUCGAAAGAAUCACAAAAUUCUCUCAUCACCACCGUGCAGCAGGAAAUGGCCGUACGUCGGCAACAGAAGUCCGCCAUCCAGCGGCAAGAUUCGAGGCUAUCGGUUAAGAGUCUUAUCGAGAGUAUUGAGAAUUCAGCCAAACAGACCAAACUAAACUCCGAAUCGCGAUGCAGUUCGAGUUCCAGCAUCAACAGCAUUCCAGCGGAUGCCAACCCAGCCGUUCCAACGAAACAUUCCUCGAUUAGCACUACCAACAAUAACACUAUCAACAACAAUGAAACCAACAGUAUGAGUAACAACGUUGUCAAAAGUCACGUGAAUGGCAAUAAUAAUGACGAGAACAACGUCCUUCAAAUAUCCAUGCAGUCGCCGGCUAUCGUUCAGUCAUCGUUGCCCACCAAAAGCCCGCUGCGGGAGCAGCAGCAACCGACCGUCGGAAGCAAUGUGAACAGCAAUUCCAAACCCAUCGCUUCGGCAGACUCAGUGUUGCUGAUGAAAAAGUCCAACCUUAUCACCAGCAAUAAUGGUUGCAAUGCGGCACUAAACCCUGCAAUUAUAUCCCAUAAAACAAUGGAUUUUGUGAGACGAAAUAGCUACAACGACAUAAGUGAAAGAAAAGACCCCCUGAACGCGCUGGUAAAAAAUGGAGGCUCGAAGCGCAAUGCACUACUGAAGUGGUGCCAGAAUAAAACCGUAGGAUAUCGAAAUAUCGACAUCACAAACUUUAGCUCUUCAUGGAACGAUGGACUGGCCCUGUGCGCCAUCAUGCAUACCUACUUGCCCGACCGUGUGCCCUACGAUAAGCUUAACCAGAACGAUAAACGGCGUAAUUUUAGUUUGGCCUUUGCUGCUGCGGAGAGUGUCGGCAUUCAGACUUCGUUGAACAUUGAUGAGAUGUGCCUUCAGGAACGACCAGACUGGCAGCAGGUUAUGGGCUACGUAACGGCCAUAUAUAAACAUUUCGAAACUUAAGACAACAACGCUAACGUGCAUUCCAUUGCAUAUUUUACCAUUUUUACCGUAAAGGCCUUCAAUUUUGGCUACAUAAGCGCUGCGCCAUUUCACGCUGCUGCAGCUAACGAGCAUCGUAUUCCUCAAGGCUCUAUUUUUAUUUGUUAUUUAUUUUUAUUAGAUUAUCCUCUCGAAUUACUGCGCUAUAUGAACUGGAAAAAAUAUCGAUGUUGUUGAAAUACAUAUAUACAUAU
Anopheles coustani is the source of this 5513-nucleotide messenger RNA. Its product is annotated as cytospin-A. Gene Ontology annotation, cellular component: filamentous actin; microtubule organizing center. Gene Ontology annotation, molecular function: protein binding. The record is from RefSeq and is a predicted model, not a curated record. Lineage: Eukaryota; Metazoa; Arthropoda; Insecta; Diptera; Culicidae. Gene Ontology annotation, biological process: actin cytoskeleton organization. Bases 1 to 5280 code for a protein of 1759 amino acids. The transcript is spliced from 14 exons.